UGUGAACCUCAAUGCUAAAGGGGAACUCAAGGAAUAUUGGCUGAUGCGAAAAUGAUCUUCAACCCUCGAACACGUAUAUGCUAUAUGUCAUAAACGAUCUGUAGCUCAACGCGUUGAAGUAGCGCGAACAUGGCGGCGUCCGGCAUGCUGUCCACGCUGCUGCGAUCCCUCCAGACGUACACCGAACAUCAAGACACGCCCAGGCUACUCGGGAGUGCUGUUUCCCUUCUCACCAACCUUACCAACCCGCGCAACCUCACCCUUCUCACCGCUCAGCUUCUCACAGCUCCCGCUAUCUGGGAACAACCCGAAGGCGUUCGAACCGGCCUUUCUGUCAUCAGCGUCUUCCAUUCCGCUGCCCGAGCACUCGUCCACUACGACGAGCAAGUCGAAGAAGGCAAUGUUCCAGAACUACUCCCGGGUCAGGUUCAUCCGGGGGGUGGCAUCCGUCGAGAUGAGUGGGCACGCGCGAUAGUCGAAGGCGCAAAUGAGCAUUCACCGAAAUGGCGGCAUCUGCUCGUGCUAAGCGGAUUGAUAUCCGGUUUCCAUGGAAAUCAGCCGUAUGGCAUCUCGAGUGGGCUGGAAAAGAGGUUAAAGAGUUCGUUUGCGCCGGCGACCAAUGGCGCGUUAAGUGAGCUGGCAGCCGAGCCCAUACUGGCGUCGAAUACGGUUGCGAUGGUUGUGAACAUGACUUUCGAGCACCUGAGUGACUAUGACAGGACGCUCUUUAAUUAUGAAUUGCUUCUACCGCAAUUGAUGGGCUCUGCAUUCUUCUCAAACGAAGGCUUUCAGUCAGCCUAUGUCGUAGGAUUGAUCGAUCCGGAUCUGGUAGAGGUACCAGGAGGAAGACUGGUUUGGCCGAAGAGCUCUUCAUCGUACCAACAGCUUCAGAGGUUGCUGUCAAGACCACUAGUUUCCGGUAUGGGCCCGCUAUCGAGACUAAUCGCCCAUUCGGUCGAGCAUUCCAGGGAUCCUGUGCAGGUACAGGGUGCCCUGGACGGCCUGCUCGAUUUCUCGAAAUCACUUCUCACUCAGUGGCGGCUCAAUAAGCUGUCAUCGAUCGACAACGCGGAGCAAAGCCGUUUCGUGGACCAGGAGACCAUCUCGGAGACACUCCCGGCCAUGUGGCAGGUCAUGAAGACCGCCUUAUUCGCGGCCAUCAUCAUACUGCGAGGCAUCAUGGCAAGAGUGCUCGCGGACAGAGCACUCGCCUCGGAUUCCACCGCCCCGCUGCUUGCAUCGCAUGCUCUACACACCCUCCGAAAUCUUUAUUUCGUGACAACGAAACUGGGCACCGACUCGUUCACACAAUACACAUUUGUCUACCUGACAGCCUUGGACAUCCUGUCCCGUUACCCCGGCCAAUCAGAAGUCUUUCUGAAGGAGAUCGCUCCGUUGCAGCUCGGCGCCAUCCCGACCCAUCCGCUCGAUCGCAAUCUUGACCUUUACUUCCUCAACACCUCGGAGCACUUCACCCUUGUCCUCUCCCCCGCCAUGCUGGCCAACCUCCUCAUUCCCGCCAGCAUGCCCUACCUUUCCAAGAGCAGCGAACAGAAUCUUCUCCCCCUGUUCGAAGCCGGCCACUCCGUUAUGCUCUCCGUCUUCUGCUCACCGAGCAGCACCGAACUCGCCUCGAAACACAUCCCUUUCUACAUCGCCACACUCUUCUCCGCCUUUCCGAGCGAUCUCUCCGCCCGGCAAUUCCGGCUCGCUUUCAAGACCCUCAUGCAAGUUGCCGCGCCGCCCUCGAUCCUUGCGGCGCGGCAACCGGAAUUACCGGCCACGUUGCUAGAGCUUCUACACCAUCUUGCGCUCAAUGCGCCGCCGGACAGGAUGGCCGUGCAACAUGCGCCGGGAAGUGAGGGGGAUUCAUCACCCAUCUCCGAGCAGGCGGUCUACGUAUUGACCAUGAUUGAUUCCUUACCAUAUCUCUCCUUAGACAUCCUGGAGGAAUGGCUUGACAUCGCCGCGCGAUUGGUCAAUGUUUUGAAUGCGGACGGGAUGCGGGUCACUUGUCGGGAGCGGUUUUGGGAUGUGUUGAUGAACGGCGAGCUAGAUCCGGAUCGGUCGCAGAUCUCUGUGGUGUGGUGGACGACGAAGGGCGGGGCGGACGUGCUGCUUCAUGGAGCAGCGGCAUAUGGACAGGAGGAGGAGGGGGUGUUCAUGAGCGGUGCUCUACCAGCUGCCGAUAGGGAGGCGAAGUUGUAGUUGGACGAGGUCACAAUGUAGCAUCCUGUGUAUUUACAAAUACCUUUGGUUUAACAGAUCAUUUCAAUAUAUCUGCAUCUGGAGCAGAAGAGAUCGAUGGUCCCCGCCUUUGACAUCCUUAUGCAAUUAUCAACUUCGCCGAAUUCAGAGGAUGGUAUUAUAUGCCUCAAGAAAGGACAUAUAAGGCG
Messenger RNA from Eremomyces bilateralis CBS 781.70, 2396 nucleotides. RefSeq lists its product as uncharacterized. The record is from RefSeq and is a predicted model, not a curated record. Bases 130 to 2208 code for a protein of 692 amino acids. Lineage: Eukaryota; Fungi; Ascomycota; Dothideomycetes; Eremomycetales; Eremomycetaceae. The transcript has 2 exons.